AUGCCCACAACACACCUACUUUAUGAAGGUGGGUUACUCAGUCAAGAAGGCGGUGCUUGGAUCAACUCUCGUGUCGUGGUGCUUGCCCACGAUAAAGACCCUUUUUUCGUCUCCUCUCAGCAUAGUCCAUUCGCCCACUUGAUCAAGCACUCGGUAGACCAAGUAUUUCAAAAGAAUACUCAUUCUCAUCAGUUCGAACCCGACAACAGGACUUGCUUGGGUGUUGCAUCGAUACUGUUGUUCAUCUCCUCCAUCGACUCCGCUGAGAUGCGUUUCGUGAGGGCCGCAGCUUUACUUCAGAUCCUCCCUGGUGUUUCGUUUGCCACGGACUGGGUUGCGAAUCACGCUGCCUGUCCCGUAGGAAGUGGGCUCACACUAUCGAACGGUUCCUGUCCCCAACACGGAACCAUACCUAAGGCGUAUCUAACUCGAUUCUGCUACGGCUGCUGUCAAGAUCAAGUCGAGCAAGUGAACAGUUGUGCACGAUGUCCUCCGAUUGGUCUCAACAUCCAGCACAGGGCCCACUGUGGCUCUCGUCACUUGUUUAUCAAUACAUUCGACUCCUCCCAGCUAUGUCCCAAGUGCAAUACACAAAUGUACAAUCUGCGUGUUGACUGUGCAAGUUGUCGGGCCUACCAUCAUUGGACCGUUCGACAGUGCGUGCCCUGUCUAAAUCGUGUUCGUGAGCCCCUGGUCCCUCGAUAUUACCAACCACUGGAUAGCCCAAGUUAUACAUUCAGGGAUUAAACCAAAACAUGAAUGCAACAGAA
Puccinia graminis f. sp. tritici CRL 75-36-700-3 is the source of this 770-nucleotide messenger RNA. RefSeq lists its product as uncharacterized. Lineage: Eukaryota; Fungi; Basidiomycota; Pucciniomycetes; Pucciniales; Pucciniaceae. The record is from RefSeq and is a predicted model, not a curated record. The transcript has 2 exons. The coding region runs from base 1 to 747 and encodes 248 amino acids.